Molecule: messenger RNA, 1471 nt
Organism: Ziziphus jujuba (common jujube)
Lineage: Eukaryota; Viridiplantae; Streptophyta; Magnoliopsida; Rosales; Rhamnaceae
Exons: 9
Coding region: 302-1111 (269 amino acids)
Biological process (GO): protein phosphorylation
Molecular function (GO): protein serine/threonine kinase activity
Source: RefSeq, a predicted model, not a curated record
UUUGCCAUGGUUAACGAAGAACUUCGCCAGCCCGCUAAUCGAUCUUCUUACGACCUGUCGUUUUUCGGAGAGUGAGUAAGGGACACGUUGUUUGGAACUCUGACCUGUCGUUUUCGAAAGGAUGGGGUUUUUGCAAAGAAAUCUGUUGGUUAGGGUAAGCGACUAGAGAGUUUAAAGAGAGGUUCGCGUUUGGCGAAAAGCCAGAAAUUGCUCUGAGAGUGAGGAGGAAAAUUUUCAGUUUUACUUUUGCCUCGUUAAGCACAAAGAGCUGUUGCAGAAAUUCAUAAUUAUAUUGAAAAAGAUGGAGAAGAGCAGCUCAGAAUCUUCGAAAGGGAAAAAACGCCAGCGAGAGGCAGACUCUGUAGCUGAAAGCAGCGAUAUCGAUCAGAUUCUAUCCCUAGAGCACAAUCUUACUUUCAGCGAUACAAUGGUGGCGCUUCAAAUAAUGCGUGCUCAGUUUCCCCACAUUGACAAGGUUUCCAUUCAGCCUUUUAUUCUGCGGUCGCAAUUAUAUAGCAGUGUAAAGGACAGAACGCAAGUGGAUAGGGAAUUAGAGUCUAUGAGAAGGGAGAAAGUACUGAGGAUUUUCAAGUUAAAUACCGGACAGGAUGAUCAUGCAAUAAUGUUUUCAGACGACUAUCUAAAUCAGAUGGAACGUGUUGUGAAAAGAUUGGAAGAAAAGAAACAGGGCAAUCUGGAAGUUUUUGAGUGGUUUAAAACACACGUAAUUGGUAUCAAGUUGGAACCAAGCAUUGAACAUCAAGAGCUGUGUGCACUCUUAUCACUUGGAGGAAAGGUGAAGGAUGAACAUGUCUCCCUCUUAAUCAAUGCUGGCCUUCUUACUCGGCAGCUUAUCGAUCCAAACAUGUACUGGUUUGCAAUUCCAAAUAUUGGUUCAGUACUCAAGGGCCUCUAUCAGGGAAGAAAGGAAAUUCUUUCUCUUCUGAACCGCAGGAGAUACAAAGAAAUGAUGCUUGCUCCUUUGGAGAAGAAGCGUCUUCGGUUUUCACCACUUGAUAUGAGAUUCCAUCUUCGUGAUCUGAUUGGCUCAGGCCACCUCAAAACUAUCCAGACACCAACUGGUUUAGUUGUUCGGGUAUCAAAAGAUUGAAAUCUAGGGAGGUUGCCAUCUCCCAACGGAUCCAUUCAAUGAUAACAUUACACCACUUAGUUGCACGUUCAGAAUAGGUAAUAGUAGCGGUAGCUGAUCCUUUGGUGAUGGCCAAAUUUUCCCCCAACAAAUUACAUAGCGCUCUUCUUCAGGCUGGGAAUGAAACAAAGAUAUCAGCUGAUCCUGUGCCUCCUCUUAAAUUAAUGCAAGAUGAUGUGAGCAUUCGCUUCUAGGUUUUCUGAUAGAAAUUUUCUUCUUGAUUUUUUAAAAUUUUUUACUGUAUAAUUAUUGUGAGAUACAGCUGAACUUUUUUUCAAAUUAAUUGCAUUCAUCAGGCUUUUAUGCGUCCUAGAAUUUCUA